CGCGUUUUUAAAGGGACUGGCGGCUUUACUGGGCGCUGGUACAUUAUUUCCUUAGCGGCCGAUCCGGAUCAGUCUGAUUAUUUAACUCUUUUAAGGUUAAACCGGGCACUGGUGGGAAAAAGAGUAAAGCGAUCCUAAAUCAAUGUAGGGCACUACUGUAAUCCGACCACAGCGCUGAAACAGGACGCCUACUUACCGGCGACUUUCACAGAUAUAGUAUAAAGUAGGUUACCGGCCCAGCAGAAAGUUAAGUAGGUCUGGCUCGGCAGAAUCACAGCUUGACGUCCCUAUUUCUUAAUGGGGUUUUGGAUUUGUUUAAAUUACUUUUAAUAAUAUAAUUAUUUUGUUGUUAUUAUGGAGGUCCUGUUAUUAAGUGUGACGGUGCGGUAAUGCGCAGGGGGGAACACGGUGAAAAAUGUUUAGGGGAAAAUAAAAUAAAAAUAAAAGAAACCAGGAAAAGCAAAGGAGAAGCACUUCUACCAGAUCUGAGGCUUACCGGCUGCAGUUCUCCAAGACGUCGCUGGCCGGCGCUGCGGAGUGAAGGGGGAUCUCCUGUGCUCGUCGGAGGAGGAGACGGAGACCGGGGAGAGCAGGGGAGGAGGCGAAGGAGGGAGCUUGUGCACUUGGAGAAGGUUGAGAAAAAGUCGGACGGGAGAGGAGCCCGCGAUCCUAAGAGCUCCUCGUUGUGUUUCUCUUUAAUGCGAGCGCCGGAGGGGAUCUGCAUCCGAACGGAAGUCCGGGAUCUUGAACCGCGGUCCCGGUUCGGCCAGCAGAAGGUGCGAUCGGAGGAGGGGGUCGGCGAAACGAGCACACUGCUAUACUGGACAAUCAUAUUGAAGGAUGAGGGAUCUGCUCUUUUACUGAAGGAUCACAAGACAAGGAUGAAUGGCUGACCCUAAACAAGCCCUGAGUUUCUGAGCAACUCUGCGACUCGGAGCUGGGCCGUCAGUUCAGAGCACGCUUGCACGCCGGAGAGAACCUGCGUCGUGUGCCGGUUCUCACACUACGGAGAGUUGCCAGUCCCCCCCCCCCCCCCCCCCCCCCGUUGAUCCCCGGCACACACAGACCAACGUGGUGAAGCGAAGGAGGCCGCGGACGACCUCUGGGACUCGCCGCGGUGGACAGAGGAUGGCAUCUUUACCAGGACGACCCGUUUGGAGCGCCCUGCUGCUGGCACUGCUGUCCGUUCUCCACGCGGCUGAGGCCAACGUCCUGAACAGGAGCCCUGGGAAGUCCCCGGCGGAGGGCGCGAAGGGCGACGGCAGCAGCACCGCCCCGGCUCCGCCCCCACGCCUCCUCUGGUGCUAUUGCUACCAUCAUUGCCCAGAAGACACAGCCAACAACACCUGCAGGACGGAUGGAUACUGCUUCACCAUGGUGGAGGAAGAAGAGGGUGGAAUUCCAGUCAUCACGUCUGGGUGCCUUGGACUAGUGGGAUCAGAGUUCCAGUGCAGGGACACGGGGAAUUCCCGACUGAGGCGAAGUCUAGAGUGCUGUACCGACCAGGACUUCUGCAACCGUGAUCUGCACCCCACCCUGCCACCACAGAAGCCUCCCAAUUAUACCGAUGGGGAGGUUAUUCAUCACUUGGCUUUGCUCGUCUCCAUCACUGUGUGCAGCAUCAUUCUCGUCAUCAUCAUAGUUUUCUGCUACUUCAGGUACAAGCGCCAGGAGUCACGGCCUCGCUACAGCAUUGGUCUCGAACAGGACGAGACCUAUAUCCCCUCUGGAGAAUCACUGAAGGACCUGAUCGAGCAGUCACAGAGCUCUGGCAGUGGCUCAGGCCUCCCCCUGCUGGUGCAGCGAACCAUCGCCAAGCAGAUCCAGAUGGUGAAGCAGAUCGGUAAAGGGCGGUACGGCGAGGUGUGGAUGGGCCGCUGGCGGGGGGAAAGGGUGGCCGUCAAAGUGUUCUUCACAACGGAAGAGGCCAGCUGGUUCCGGGAGACGGAGAUCUACCAGACCGUGCUGAUGAGACACGAGAACAUCCUGGGCUUCAUUGCGGCGGACAUCAAGGGCACUGGCUCCUGGACGCAGCUGUACCUAAUCACCGAUUACCACGAGAGCGGCUCCCUCUACGACUACCUCAAAUCCACCACGCUGGACAGCCGGGCCAUGCUGCGACUGGCAUACUCCUCCAUAUCGGGCCUCUGCCAUCUGCACACUGAGAUCUUCGGCACGCAGGGCAAGCCGGCCAUCGCCCACCGCGACCUCAAGAGCAAGAACAUCCUGGUGAAGAGGAACGGCACGUGCUGCAUCGCUGACCUGGGACUGGCUGUCAAGUUCAUCAGUGAUACCAACGAGGUGGACAUCCCGCCCAACACGCGGGUCGGCACCAAGCGUUACAUGCCCCCGGAGGUCCUGGACGAGAGCCUGAACCGGAAGCACUUCCAGUCCUACAUCAUGGCUGACAUGUACAGCUUCGGGCUGAUCCUGUGGGAGAUCGCGCGGAGAUGCGUGUCGGGAGGCAUCAUGGAGGAGUAUCAGCUGCCUUACUAUGACAUGGUGCCCACGGACCCAUCCUAUGAGGACAUGCGGGAGGUGGUCUGCAUCAAAAGGUCCAGACCAUCUUUUCCGAACCGCUGGAGCAGUGAUGAGUGCCUCAGGCAGAUGGGGAAGCUGAUGACGGAAUGCUGGGCACACAGCCCCGCCUCCCGUCUGACGGCACUGCGCGUCAAGAAGACGCUGGCCCGCAUGUCCGAGUCGCAGGACAUCAAGCUGUGAGUGGGCAGAGCCACAGCGGGCGCCAGCGAGCAGCCAGAGACACAAGUACCGCCUCUCGAACCCCUGAUCAGCAGGCAGGGGAGGAGCCGGAUGGGGCCACAUCCCACGGUGCUGGCCGGGCUGGCUCGGCGAGGGGGGAGGACACUCCCGCGGACUGGAUCAUCAUCAUUUGGUUCCAGUUACGGUGGCCCAUUCCUGCAGUGCCCAGAAGACACCUUCUGUUUGCUUCAGAUCUACAGGGACAGGUCUGCAAACAACCCCCCCCUCCCUCCCCUCGCCCCAGUUUUGCUUUCUGUGAAAGCUUCACUCACUCAAGCAGGUGUUGGGGCGCCCCCUGCUGUUAAAGGUGAGUGUUUCCCCUCCAGGCGCCAAUCAUGAGGCAACGAGAAGCACCGGCUCAGACAAUCAGCGACCUCAGUGCAGUUUCUGCGCAUGACGUCGUACGCAUGUACCGGGGAGGUGAGACUGCCUAUGGUGGGGGCUUUAUGGUCAACACGGCCACUGGGAGCGGCUGCGUGCCGUUGCCGUGGAAGUGUGUUGUCAUCACAGAAAAGAUGGCGUCUGUGUGCGCCAAACUCAUGUCAUAUUCAGUGUCACUUCAGUGGUACCAUUUGCAGUAACUGUGACCAUAAUUGUGUUUGCUGCCUUUGGCCACUAGAGGGACACAACGUAUCUCUGUGCAGACCAUGGGCCAAUUGCAAUGAACAUCUUGAACCGAGACUGCGGCAGUUAGUAGAGUCAUAGCUCGCUUUUACCCGUUUGCAAUGAAAGACACUGUUUGUUGAGACUGAAAGGGUUCAUAUGGUGAUGUCUGUCAGUACCAAUCACCUUAAACAACAAGGCUGUGAUUUAAAAACAGAUUUACCGUUAAAAGAAAACAAUAAAACUAAAAUUAAUGGCAAAAAUGGGUUACUUGUUCUGGACUUAAGUAAACCUAUUGCAACUUUAAGAUAAUAUUGUGUUUAAUUACUUUGGUGACAUUACUUAAAUACUGUUUAAAGACAUUAGGAAAAGCAUUGACACACAAUGACCAGCUGGCUGGGGCCCCUGGCUUUGCUUCGUAAGUCUCUCGGAGCCUGCGAUGUGCAGUUAACGGCACCUGCAAACAGCUAAUUACACUCCGCAAAUUCACAGAAUUCAGUCUUUGAACCAGGCACUGAAACUGUAACUGGAGGGCUUGUUUCAAAGGGCUUUAUCGUCAUUGAUUGUACAUUUUUCAAAGGGAAUCAAACCUCAAGAAUAAACCCAAAACAGAGAUGUUGGCAGGUUAAGCAACAAUACCUACAUCCAUCCAUCCCUCCAUCCAUCCCUCCAUCCAUCUAUCCAUCAUCCACCUGAUUAUCCUGGACAGGGUCACCGGGGAGCCCGGAGUCUCACCCAGACACCAUUAGGUACAGGGCAAGAGGACACGCUGUAUGCGAAACCUGUUCAUUGUAGGCAAAUAGACAAUCAGACACUGAGCAGUUUAGAGACACUAAUUAUGCUGAAUUCAUGCCUUUUGACUAAACUGGGCUCCCUGAAAGGACACCUAUGUGACACAGGGAGGCCUAGUCGCGCUUGUGAGUCCUAAAUGCUCUUUAUGUACGUAUUUAGUGCACCUGCUGAUGGACUGUCGCCCCAUUCACACACCCUGCCUGCACUUCUCAGGACUGGUUCUGGAUCUGGAUGAAAAGCGAAUCAGAAGCCUAUAUCUGUUUAUUAGUAAACAGACAAAAAUACCUGAAAAUGUGAGACUGUGUCUAUCUUAAAGGUGUUUUUACGGAGGUAUAGAAAAAUACUUCUCUGGGGUGACAUCACUUCCUGUCUGGGCUUUAGAUACAUUUUCUGUUCCAGGGCUGCGCUGGUGUUCCUUGCCAUUGGUCCUUUAAGCUAAACGUCUGUGGUUUCCUUGGUUUCUGUUCAGUGUCACGCCUCCGCACAGGUCAAAUAAGUGCUGUUGAUAAUUAAGGUCUACAGAAGGUAAACUAUGAUAUGGUUAAUUAAGGACUUGAAUAUGUAAAUUGUUUUUUUAUGUGUAUAGAAUGAAACCCCCUAUUCUCAGAGGGCCUGUGCCUUAUUUAACAUAAAUACCUAAUUUAAUAAAUGGAAAAUUAAAUGUGUCAAAUCCAAGGCCUAACAUUCCCCAAAUAAAAUGGUUUCAUCUUG
This is a messenger RNA of Paramormyrops kingsleyae, 4866 nucleotides long. It is a transcript of the gene bmpr1ba, whose product is annotated as bone morphogenetic protein receptor, type IBa. NCBI's taxonomy places the organism in Eukaryota, Metazoa, Chordata, Actinopteri, Osteoglossiformes, Mormyridae. Gene Ontology annotation, molecular function: ATP binding; transmembrane receptor protein serine/threonine kinase activity. Gene Ontology annotation, cellular component: signaling receptor complex; plasma membrane. The record is from RefSeq and is a predicted model, not a curated record. Gene Ontology annotation, biological process: cell surface receptor protein serine/threonine kinase signaling pathway; cellular response to growth factor stimulus; protein phosphorylation.